Oreochromis niloticus (Nile tilapia) is the source of this 835-nucleotide messenger RNA. RefSeq lists its product as uncharacterized. The coding region runs from base 149 to 835 and encodes 228 amino acids. The record is from RefSeq and is a predicted model, not a curated record. NCBI's taxonomy places the organism in Eukaryota, Metazoa, Chordata, Actinopteri, Cichliformes, Cichlidae. The transcript has 5 exons.
GUUUCUAACGAUUCGGAUUGUGGAGAGGACCUCACGCAACUUUAUGGGUGUUUUCUUCCUGCUCAAACUUGACUUUUUCUGUCCUUAACUUCCCGUUUCUCCUGACUGAUGCUGAUAUCUCUGUGUGAAGCGCCACGUGAAGUCAGAGAUGGAGAAGGCCUUACCAGUGCAGCUGCUUGAAAUGUUGAAGAAAUUGGGAGAGGAGGAGCUGAAGCUUUUCCACUUUUACCUGCAGUAUGAACCUGGAGGUGACUUCACCAAAAUCUAUAAGAGCCUGCUGGAGAACGCAGACAGACUGAAAACGGUCGAAGUGAUGGUGCAGGCAUAUUCAGACCACGUGAUAGAGGUGGCAAGGUCGAUUUUAAAGAAGAUGAAUGCAGAAAGUCCGUCAGCCCAGGAAGUUUCAUCGUGUUUAUCAGAAGAGGCUCUUCAAUGCUGUCGGCUUAAAUUCAAGUCUAACCUGGUAGAGCAGUUCCAGUGUGUGUUUGAGGGGAUCGCUAAAGCAGGAAACCCAACCUUUCUGAAUGAGAUCUACACGGAGCUCUACAUCACAGAGGGAGGGACUGCAGAGGUCAAUGAUGAACAUGAGGUCAGACAGAUUGAAACAGCAUCCAGGAAACCAGACAGACCAGAAACAACAAUCAGACAAGAAGACAUCUUUAAAGCGUCAUCUGGAAGAAAUAAACCAAUCAGAACAUCCUCUAUUCUGAGAGAGCUGGACCUGUGUAACACCAACCUGCAGGAUUCAGGAGUCAAGCUUCUGUCUGUUGCAGUGGAGAGUCCACAAUGUAACCUUGAAACUCUCAGGUCAAGAAUCAAAGCUUUCCACAGAUGA